Psammomys obesus (fat sand rat) is the source of this 4655-nucleotide messenger RNA. RefSeq names its product MAGUK p55 scaffold protein 7 (gene Mpp7). NCBI's taxonomy places the organism in Eukaryota, Metazoa, Chordata, Mammalia, Rodentia, Muridae. The transcript is spliced from 17 exons. Gene Ontology annotation, molecular function: protein binding. The coding region runs from base 229 to 1959 and encodes 576 amino acids. Gene Ontology annotation, cellular component: cell-cell junction; plasma membrane. Gene Ontology annotation, biological process: protein localization to adherens junction. The record is from RefSeq and is a predicted model, not a curated record.
GUUGCUGUGGGCUGUCUGGUCCUACCGUGUGGCGGCCGAUCGGAUCUGUCUCCCGAUUGUCCUUAGCUGGGAUCCCGGCUGCGGAGCUGAGCGGCGCGGGGACCGCGGCUGCCGAGCAGGGAGGGCUUGCAGGACAGCCCUUGGGUGAAGCUGGGCGACAGUUGAUUGACCGCCGUGAAGCUUUCUGAGACAAGAGUGGAGGGUGACCAUCCCCGCCCGGCCUGCACCAUGCCAGCGCUGUCCGCCGGAUCUGCUGGCGACAUGGGUCUGUAUGAGCUGUUGGCUGCAUUGCCCGCCCAGCUGCAGCCACAUGUGGAUAGCCAGGAGGACUUGACCUUCCUCUGGGACAUGUUUGGGGAAAAGAGCCUGCAUUCACUGGUCAAGAUUCAUGAAAAGCUGCACUACUACGAGAAGCACAGCCCGGCGCCCAUUCUCCACGGAGCAGCGACGCUGGCUGAUGAUCUGGCGGAGGAGCUCCAGAACAAGCCGCUGAGUAGUGAGAUCAGGGAGCUGUUGAAACUGCUGUCCAAACCCAACGUGAAGGCUUUGCUGUCAGUCCACGAUACAGUGGCUCAGAAGAGUUACGAUCCUGUGCUGCCCCCCAUGCCAGACGAUAUUGAUGAUGAGGAAGAUUCUGUGAAAAUAAUCCGCCUGGUCAAGAACAGAGAACCCCUGGGUGCUACCAUUAAGAAAGAGGAGCAGACGGGGGCAAUCAUCGUGGCCCGGAUCAUGCGAGGAGGAGCUGCAGACAGAAGUGGUCUUAUUCAUGUGGGUGACGAACUGAGGGAAGUGAACGGGAUCCCAGUGGAAGACAAGAGGCCUGAGGAAAUAAUACAGAUUUUGAGUCAGUCCCAGGGAGCAAUUACAUUUAAGAUAAUACCCAGCACCAAAGAGGAGACACCUUCUAAAGAAGGCAAGAUGUUUAUCAAAGCCCUCUUUGACUACGAUCCUAAGGAGGACAAGGCCAUCCCAUGUAAGGAGGCAGGGCUGUCCUUCAGAAGGGGGGACAUUCUUCAGAUUAUGAGCCAAGAUGAUGCGACGUGGUGGCAGGCGAAGCAUGAGGGUGAUGCCAACCCCAGGGCAGGCCUGAUUCCGUCCAAGCACUUCCAGGAACGGAGACUGGCUGUGAGACGGCCGGAUGUCGUGGUUCAGCCUCUGAAACUUGCCAGCAGGAAAUCAUCUGGUUUUAGAAGAAGUUUCCGUCUUAGCAGGAAAGAUAAGAAGACAAAUAAGUCCAUGUAUGAAUGCAAGAAGAGCGACCAGUAUGACACAGCCGACGUGCCCACAUAUGAAGAGGUGACGCCGUACCGCCGGCAGACUCACGAGAAAUACAGGCUUGUUGUCCUGGUUGGUCCUGUCGGCGUCGGGCUGAAUGAGCUCAAGAGGAAGCUACUGAUCAGCGACACGCAGCACUACGGCGUGACUGUGCCCCAUACCACUAGAGCAAGAAGAAGCCAAGAGAGUGAUGGUGUGGAAUAUAUUUUUAUUUCCAAACAUUUGUUUGAGACAGACGUACAAAAUAACAAGUUCAUUGAAUAUGGUGAAUAUAAAAACAACUACUACGGCACAAGCAUAGACUCAGUCCGCUCUGUCCUGGCGAAGAACAAAGUCUGUCUGCUGGAUGUCCAGCCCCAUACAGUAAAACAUUUAAGGACACUGGAGUUCAAACCCUAUGUGAUAUUUAUAAAACCUCCAUCCAUAGAGCGAUUGAGAGAGACAAGGAAAAAUGCAAAGAUUAUUUCAAGCAGAGAUGACCAAGGGACUGCAAAGCCCUUCACGGAAGAAGACUUUCAAGAAAUGAUUAAAUCAGCACAGAUAAUGGAAAAUCAGUAUGGCCAUCUUUUUGACAAAGUCAUAGUGAAUGAUGAUCUUACUGUGGCAUUUAAUGAACUAAAAACAACAUUUGACAAGCUAGAGACUGAUACCCACUGGGUCCCAGUGAGCUGGUUACAUUCAUAACUUAGGAAAAUGCCUUCAGUUCUGUUUUUACAGAGUCCAUAGUUUGGUCAGCUUUCAUGUUUUGGCUAUGAUUUUUUUUAAUGCUCUGUAUCACUGUCAUAGAAAAUCUUCAUACAAUCAAUGCUGGUUUUGUUUAUAUAUUUACAGCCUUAUUUGAAGCACAUAACUGUACAGUCUAAAGUCACAAUCUCCACACUGCUGUAUUCUUAGCAAACCUUUGAAUUUCCUGGUUGUCUUUAAUCUGGUUCUGUCUCUGGUGUCCGUGUGCCACCUGCUCCCGCGUGUGCUCACAGCCCUUCUCCUUGCAUGCUUGCACUUGAAAGCAUGCUGGUAGCAGCCUUGAGCUUCCCCGAAUUAACCCAGCUAGAAAUAGCACUGUCCUCUUUGAGCUCCUGUACAAAAUGUGUUCUUAGUGUGCGCACUUUAAAACUAAGUAGGAACUCAAAUUUUCCCAUGAGGAAGUAGCUCAUAUCAUCGCUUAGGAAAUCCUUGUGAGUGCGUAUGUGUGACAUUGCAGGCUCUCUAUAAGGGAAAAUCUGAUUUUUUUUUUAAGGUGAGGGUAUCACUGUGCUGUCUAUAUUGGCCUCAAACACGGCCUUCUUCUGCCUCAGCGUCCCAAAUAUGAGUACACGCCACUGCAUCAGGCUAGGAAAUAGACUUAAAUAAUACUAUAGAUGUAGUAUAAAAUCCUUUCCUCAUGGUUUUCAGAAAAAAAAUGGUGGUGUCUUAGGGCAAAAGGUGACCACAGAGUACCCCCUGUUUUAAUCUGUUACUCUUCAGAAAACGUUUCUGGAAGCAGGAAGUUUUCUUCCCUUGCUUUGCAGUUUUUAAAUUAUAAAAAUGAGGUAAGUGCUCUAAGACACGCAAUGCGCAUGCGCGAGAACAGUUGAGGGGAAAGUGACUAUGUUUCUUAUUUGUGCAACCACCACACACUUAAAUUGUGCUAAAGUGUGUUUUAGAAACCUUAUACUGUGUUAGAUGUUUUGUCACCAACACUAUCCACACUGGCAGAUCCCACCGCAACCCUUUCUGAAGGAAGAUGGAUAUUUACAUAUUCAGAUGGCAUCCCUCUUUCUUUGAUGCUUUAGGUCUCCAGCAAGUGAAUAAUUCACAGUACUGCAAAUGUCACAGUUCCGUCAGAGAACACACUCCUGCCAGUCCCGUGAGCAGUGCAGUUUAGCCAGUAGAAAGAUCAUCACCUAUAUGACUUUCAUAUAAAAAUUAUUCAUAAAAAAUUAUUUUUGUUGCUUUGUAAAGAGUUUAAGUGUCAUGUUUAAAGAAGAAUAAAAUGUAGGGAAAUUUUAUAUAUUUGUGAGAUAUUUGAAAGGCAUAUUUUUUAAUUGUCAAAUAAGGCUAUUCAUAAAAUAAACUGUAAAUAUAUGAUAAUUUAAAAUAAUAGUUUUAUAAGCAAGGUCAACAUUCCAUGUAAAUAUUGGACCUUUUGGCAGAUAGGCCCACACACAUAUCACAUGUUUGCUGCUGUUUGCCAGUGUCCAUGGCAAGCUUUCCUUAAGACAUGUCAAAUUUCUGUGAGAAGCAGAAACAAAAAAUGCUCUAGUGACCCUGGUAUGUGUUCAAGUCCAACAGUUGAAGUUCACUGAAAUAAUGAGCACCAUCCACGCAGGUUUUGUGUUUAUUAAUUAGAGCUAUGCUGCUUAAACACAGAUGGAAAGGCUACCGGGUUCCUGUUCUGAAGCCAGUGGCCUGUGCGGCCUGUCUAGAAACACAGGUCUUAAAAGAGUUGGUUUGGGUGGAAUGUUCUGUCCUUUGGGAAAUGCUUCCACUUCCUGUAAAGCAAGAUUCUGUACCAGGAAUGACAAGAGGCGUAUGCCAGCAUAGGACAUUCUGCAGAUGCACAGGUAUCCUCUGGUCAUUACUCAGAUAUCUUCAUUGACUGUUUUCCUUUAUCUGGUGAUUGUUGUCUGUGUUCUUUAGUUUGGGGUAGAGCUUAUAUAGUACAGUAAAAAUUUUGAGUCUGUAUAGGGGAUGGGAUGUUAUGAAAAUAUAAAUGCCUAUACCUUUUAGACCACAGCCGAACCAUCCUUCUUUUAAAAAUAAUAAUAAUAAUAAUAAUGGAAAUAAAAACAGUUUAAGAAAUCAGGUGGCAUGCAGCCUGACCUGUGGUGUUUAUGAUGCUUACAAAGAGGUUGGAUUAAAAUGUAAUAAGCCAGGCCAGGAAAAGGCUGCUGACACCUGCAGCAUCAGGCCUUGCUCUAUGCUCUGGGACUUCGGCACGCUCACCACCAAGCAGAAGAGCACUUUGCUCCUAGCCUUCAGCAGCCUGUCCCUGCGAUGGAGGGCCAGCCAGGAUUAGAGAGAAAAGCAGUGCUUCCAUGUUUGUCUGCACGUUUAAAAUUGAACCGAGUGUGGAAUGCUGUUCUUCUCUUCCACUCUUCUCCCGGCUAAGAACAGUCUGAAAGUAAAGAGAUAAAAUGGAAACAAUAGCCAUGGUUUUACGAAGUAUUAUGGAAACUUGGCAUCAACGAGGCUGACGUUCUGGUACUAUGCAGUCAUAGAGUGUGUACCUAUACUGUAGUAACUCAAAAUGAGCAAACAUGUAAAGUCAGAUUUACAAAACUGUGGAGUAAAAAAUGUCCCUAAAGAUACAGAAUGUAUUUAUUUUCCUUUGGCCUAUAAUGGAUUUAUAGAUAACUGUAAUGGAAAGUUUUUAUCUUAAUAAAGUAUCUUCAAACAGU